AUGUGGUGCAGUAUCCUUCUAUUGGCAGGAGUAUCUACCCUUUCGACCGCACAAGGAACAUACCCCGCCUGCGCUCAAUCAUGCGUAUCCAAUGCCCUCACCUCAGUAUCCUGCCUCCUCGACAACGCAACCUGCGAAUGCGCCCCCGCCUAUUCCCCCGCCUUCAGCAAAGCCGUAACCCCCUGCGUCGAAGCAGCCUGCUCAACAGAUGACCAGUACCUCGCUAUCGAAGCUUACGACUUUAUCUGCGACGAAUGGACCCUGAGUCUGUACACGGCUGGAUUAACGACCUUGUUCACGACCAGUAGUCUUGUCGGCGGGUUCUUGACUACAACUGCACCAGCGGAAGUGACAAGCACGAGUUCCAGAGUAGAGGCAGUGACGCAAACGAGUGCAGCUGGAGUAGCGAGCGCAACGAGUGUUGGGAAUGGAAAUGGGAAUGGGAAUGGGAACGGGGCUUCGAGCGGGACUAUACUCCAGUCUUCGAGUUCGAGCGGAGGACUCUCAGCUGGUGCGAAAGCGGGGAUUGGAGUAGGUGCAGCGAUUGGCGGAUUGCUGUUCAUUGGACUUAUCGUUCUGGCAUUCAUUUAUGGACGUCGUUCUGCUAGAGAAAAGAACAAACCGGAGGAAGCACCAGCGCCGAACCCACCUGCCCAGGUAGAUCAGUUUGGGAAGGUUGAAUUAGGCGGGGAUCCGAAGGCUGGGUUUGUGGAGGUGAAAGUUGAUGAUGUUCAUCCAUUGAGUGGUGAUGAGAAAGCAGAGUUGGAGAAUAGGAGGAGGGCGAAGGAUUUGGAGAAUGGCGUUUCAAGGAAUAGUAGUGUGCUUGUGAGUCCGAUUGCUACAGAGAGGACUGAAGUGGAGGCUGCUGGUGCGGAAAGGUUCGAGCUGGAGGCUUUGAGGAGAGAAGCUGGUGUGAGAUAUGAGUUAGGAUAA
This is a messenger RNA of Mollisia scopiformis, 933 nucleotides long. RefSeq lists its product as uncharacterized. The record is from RefSeq and is a predicted model, not a curated record. The coding region runs from base 1 to 933 and encodes 310 amino acids. The transcript has 2 exons. NCBI's taxonomy places the organism in Eukaryota, Fungi, Ascomycota, Leotiomycetes, Helotiales, Mollisiaceae.